Messenger RNA from Folsomia candida, 7360 nucleotides. Its product is annotated as zinc finger and SCAN domain-containing protein 2-like. The record is from RefSeq and is a predicted model, not a curated record. The transcript has 6 exons. Bases 321 to 1622 code for a protein of 433 amino acids. Lineage: Eukaryota; Metazoa; Arthropoda; Collembola; Entomobryomorpha; Isotomidae.
UUUUUGCAAAAAAAUAUAUUUUUAAUCUGUGAAAAAAAUUCGACGUAAAAUGUUCAUGAAAAAGUUUUCAUGGCUUUGUUGACCAGUUUGAGAAAACCACAGCGCGAAUCAUUUUGCACCUGUCUCUGCACCCGCAAAUCAACAAAACAAUCCACAUCAUCACAUGUUUUGAUAUUUAUCCCAAAAAUAUUUGAAAGUUAUUAUUUCCUAGUAAUAAAUUAUUACCAAUUUUCUCCCAUCUAAAUACUCCUAAAGAAGUUAAAUAAUUCCACGAUACGCCAAGACAUAAAGCCUUUACCUCAACCUUUCUCUGAGUAAAAAUGGUAGAAUUUUGCACAUUUUGUGGGGAUCAGGUCGCCGUUGCCAUGGCGACGUCCUCCUCAGCGCUGGCCUCGUACUCGACCUCCUGCACCACUUCCGUCCUGUCCCUGCUCCACAUCGAGGUCAGCCACCCCGUCGCCACGCACGUCCUCCGCACCGACGGCAACCUCUGCCCGCCAUGCGCCCAACUUACUCGCGAUAUCGACCUCGAGUUCCGCUCAGUACUCAAGUUCCUGAAAAAUCUCGACCUUUUGCGAAUCCGGUUGGCAAAGACGGUGCAAAAUGCGGCGAAAACGGGGAAACUUCGCGAGAUUAUUGACCUCAACGAUAAAAUCCAGCAAGAAAUUCCCCUCGUAAAUCAAGGUUUUGAAACCUUCUCUAACCUACUCCGUUUUCAAGGAGGGAAUGGAAUUAAGGCCGAAAUAGGCGAUAGGAUUGCAAAUCUGGGUGAAAUUUGCAAACAAGAAAUGCUAAUUUUACCAGAAAUCAAGGACGAACCCUUAUCCGAUUUUGAAGACAUGAACUUAACUAAUUUAAGUAGUGAAAUACUAAAUAUGAACGCAGAGGAAUUCCACGUGGGCGAUUUGUUCGUCCCCUCCAACGAGAAGAAGGAGGAUUCUGACGGCGAAGAGGAAUCCGAUCCUGACGCCGAUUUCUCAGAAAUCUCCACCGAUUCCGACUCCGACUGGGAGGAGGAGAAAGGGUCCAAGAAGAAGAAACCUAAAAAACUAGAUUCCACCAAAUCCAAGGAUUCCACUUCCCCAAAACCACCUCGCCCCCCAAAACCCUCCUAUUAUAUCCCACGCCCCAAAAAACUCAAACCCCACGCUUGCCCCACCUGCUCAAAAACCUAUUCAACUCUCCUCUCCUUAGAAAAACACACGUAUCUCGUCCACCCCUCCAUAAAUGCGCCGUCCCCCUUCCCCUGCUCCAUUUGCUCGCUCCCUUUCCCCACCCAGGUCGACUUGGACGCCCAUCUCGCCACCCAUCUCGCCUCUCCCACCCCAUUUCAAUGCACCCUCUGCUCCGCCGUCCUCUCCAACUCGUCCCAACUCAAAAGCCACCUUUCCACCGUGCACCGCGUGGGGAAACGAUCCCUUCCCUGUCCCACGUGCGGGGCCCUUUUUUCCCGCCAAGCGUCCCUCGUCGUCCAUCAAAAGACGCACUCAGACUCCUUCGUCGGUCAUCCUUGUCCAGUUUGCGGGCUCCAAUGUAUGUCCAAAGCCGUCCUCGCGGUGCACAUGGAUAAGCACGCGGCCACGAAGCAGUUCGUGUGCGAGGUGUGCUGGAAGGGAAAAUAAAUAUUUACAUAUGUAAAUUUCAUGCAGAGUAUGAAAUGCAGAUUUACGGCUGAAAUUGUUAAAUUUAACUCAAAUAUGGGCACAAAAUUAAAUUGAGACUUAGGACGCGAAUAUGACCGCUAACUAGUGUCUACAUACAUAUGUAGGGUUUGAAUGGGGGUAUUGGGUUAUGCAUUUUUUAAUUUAUAGACACAUAAGACUUACAUAGUAUUGACUGGUAAAUAUAUAAUUAAUGGGGAUGGAAUUACGUCCCGCCAAAAUCAUUUGCCAACUUGAUUAACAUUGGGGGUGGGCGAAAUUCAAAUUCAAAAUUACAUAUGUCCAUUAAUUAUUUAACGACCAAUACCAUUAUAUUCUCAAUAUUUGCAUUUAUUGCAUUUCUAUUUUUACCUUAAUUCAAUUUUUCGUCUAAAUUUACAAUACAACUCUUUCACAACCAUAGUGUGAAUUCGGUGGAACAGCAAUCACUUUUGUAUUUAGAGAAAUGGAUCCUGUAAAACUUCCCCGGAUGUGGCGAUACGCGGCGUCUCCAAACACUUCCAGAUCGUAAAAGUCUGCAUCUUCCGAAAUCAGGUAGUCUCUAACUUCCACACCAUUCCAAUUAGUUACUCGGUAUUCUGCUAGAGCAAUAUAAUCCGACUGGAAAUUUUCUGCAAUCCCAACGAUUGAACAGAUUCGGACAGAAGUAUGUGGAUAAACGGUAAUCUAGAAAAAAAUCUUACUUAAAUAGAUUUAUAAUAACCCCAUCUGCAAUGUCAAUUUCUCACCGUCCUUGAAGACGAAAUUGUCUGCGUUCGUGUUAUUUCAAGUGUUUCCCGGUACGUUGUGCUUUCAGAAUAUGUUUCUGUAUGUUUUGCACUUGUCCCAAGUAAGCCAGGAAUACCCACAUUGGCAUUAACGUUCCAUGCCAAUUCCCAAGUAUUUGUCGUGUACACGCUAAUUAAUAUUGUGUUUGAAAUGGAUUUUGCAUGGGUUAUAGUUUGGGUCACGGUAGUAUCCGCAUUGUUAAAGAUUUCAUCCAGCCCUACCGUACUGGGUCGACCAGUGGCGGGGGAUUUAGCAUAAACGAAAUUCUUUAAGGUCAACGAGAGGCCGGUGUACGAAAUGAGGUAGUUAAAAUCAUAACCAGGCACUAAUUCUAGUUCGUUGUUGUCAAAAUAAUAGUCACCAAAAGUACCAAGAAUUGCAAAUUGAGAGCCACUACUUCGCCCCAAACUUGUGCCCUGACUAUCAGUUACACGCAAAUUUCUAUCCGAACUCUCAUAAUUGUCUUGCCAAUCUAAAGUGCAAUGUAGAGGGUUUGUGAGAAUCUCGAAUUCCCGAAGUGUUCCACUUCCAAGUAGAAGUUUAAUAUGCAGCAGUAAGGUUUUUUGGCUGAAAAUCCCGUAAAUUGAAGACGAUGUUACAAAACCCCUCCCGAACCCUUGGGUUCCAUCGGGGGAUAGGAAUGCUGCAUCUGGGAGCCGAUCCCCUGUCGUGUAAGGUACCCAGGUCAACGGACAAUGCAGUUUAGAUGGGACGGAGCUUCCCAUGCUCGAAAUAUAGAGCAGAACUAAAAUUGAAAUUUUUGAAAAUUGCAUUAUGCAAAACGUGUUAAGAAACAGAUGAUAUCUGCUGCCCUGUGGACGGAAUUGGUUUGUUGUAUGAGCUACUGAAUAUAUACUUUGGAUGAAUAAAGCUCUUUAUGCAAACCCUGAUCAAAACCAGAUCCAGUCGCAUAUUAAACCCGAUCAAUCACGAGCAACUACGAUUUACCAAACACUACAAAUCGUGUUAAUACUCUUUCCGAUUUUAUUCGCAUAUCUCUGCAGUUAAACAAGUCAAUAUUUGAUCUGACAUUGGGUGAUACGCAGAUACAACAAUUAUUACAGUACAUUUGAUAUUAAUACGGUGGUUUUGUUCACCUCGUUCCAAAUUUCUUCUACAUAUUUCAAAAUAGACAAGAUUCACAAAAAAUAAAAUGUGGCCUCUGUGGUCGAUCUUAAUUUACCUUACCCCCUUCUAUGGGGUCAUUCAGGGCGAGCAAGAUAUCCGAAUAAAUUGUCCAUUAAAGUGGGUCUCAUUUGACACAGGGUAUAAUACAGGACAAGUCCCAUCCUCGGCAAUAUCGACCAGCACGGAAAACAACUAUGUCGUUAAAAUAACUUCAAAUUCAACCGGAAAUGUUUACAUAGGACAAUUGUCCACGGAUAACGAGAUGGCGGCGUACGCUGCUAUUUCCUCGUUCGGUGAUUACGAAGCAAAACAAUUUGACUCGUUCGAACUCUUAACCAACCCUCAUGGAUGUCGGACACAAUGGAUGAAUCCGUACCACCAAGACGUCGCUAAAUUCUCUACAUCUCCAAAGGUAUGCAGAUCUGAGACGGAUAGGAUUUCAGGACAUUUUGAACCAGGCUUCCUUGGCAACUGUGUAGUAGCACCCGACUCCGUUACCGUACACAGGACUCGACAGUUUUCCAUCUUAGUAAGCUACAGGCCUGGAGUUAUGACCAAGGUCGUAAAUUUUUCCUUGGCAAUUGAUCCAAAUAGUGAGGAUGGAGAGUUGGAUUUUAUUGGAUUGGACGAGCUGACGAAUCAUGCGGAUGUCACUGUCAUUCAAGUUGUUACUCAUACCAAAAAGGUAUCUGAACGAAUUAGUUACACGGAGACAACGGAAAGUUCAUCCGUAGUAAGUGUUACCCACGGAUUUGGUCUAUUCCUUGAGGAAUUUGGAUAUGGGGCAAAUAUCAAUUUUGAAAAAGGGGAAGGAGAAAGUUCGGGAACUACGGAAACGUUGAGCAACUCUACGGAAAGGAUAGUAGAAGUCUCAAGAGAAGUUGUGGUCCCAUCUUAUACGUCACUCACGGUCUGUUCAACAAUUGCAUUCAACGACAAGUACAAUUCCAGCUAUUCUGCCACAGCUCAAUUUUCAUCCCCUGGUUUGUCAGCGUUACAAGUACAAAAUCAUCUCGUAAAUCUGGGAAUGGAGGGCCCAUUUAUUCGAACUGGAGAAAUGGUUUCAAAAAUUAUUAAAGGAACAAUUGCAGCUACUUUGGCAAUGGAAACACACUUUAUUGUAACCCCGCAAAAUUCUUUUCGUGGAUGCGAAACGUUAAUGGAGGAAACGAUGAGAGCUACAUCUUUAAAAAUUCAACAAAAAUCGGGUAGAAUCAUGAAACGAGUUAAGGCACAUUCAUCAUAAUUCAUUUACAAACUCUAAAUUUCUCGAAACGAAUGUUAAAAACCUAAAAGGGUCAAAAAUGUCAAUAAAAUUACACAUUUCUUAAUAUUUGGUAUUUGUUGUUGGGUUGACUAACGGGCUUAGGUUCUAUUCUUUCUAUAUAUUUAAUAACCUCAAUUAAUGGCAAAUGCUUCGAAUUAUCUUCUAUACCAUGUAUUGCUCAACUUCAACAAAAAAUGAAUUUCAAGUUGUCGUUGCAUUAUGUGGGUAUUUUUCGUAUGUACAAAGGAAUUUUUCGAAGACGUAGGGUUAAAACAUGCCGAUUGGUAUCACAUCAGGUAAUUAACAAAAAUCAUCAAAAAUGACCGAUACGUAUGCUAAAUUUUCUUAUAUUAUGCUAGCACUGAUUAUAUAUUUGUGAAGACAGAUAUAUAUAUAUGCUAGUUUAGUCACAUAACCUUAACUGUGACAUCCAGGGACGACUUGUCUAAAUACGGGUUAAAGUUGUAAUUUCCGUCAUGUCUGUUACACCAAUUUGUGGUUCGUCUACACCAAGUGGUUUUGUGGUUCGUUUGCAUCAUACACUUUGUAAUUGAGAUGGGAUUAACAAUGUCAUAUCUUCUGUUUAGUCGCUUUUUCAAACCGUUCUAGUCGUUGUCAAUGGCAUUUAACUUAAAAAAUUACCAAAGUGUAACAUCCAUCCUUUUUGGUAGAUUUAAAACUUGAGCAACUUCGUAGAUUCUUAAACUAUUUUGUUCUUAAAAUAUUUGGACGAGCAAAUAUUACGCGCAUUCAAAUCUACUUAAGCCCAGUUCAAUCACCGCCAAACAGGCGCUGGGAUUUGUGCUCGAGCUUAUAAAUUAUGCGUAAUUAACAUCCCUGUUAUGCACGAAAAUAUUUCAUGAUCCCAGUUCAAUCAACGUCAUGCAGAGACGUAGAUAGUUUAAAAUGCUAAUAAUUACAGGAAUCAAUCAAUGUCUGGGUUAAGCAAUUUAUUUUAAAUAAAUCACUUUGCCCACUACUCAGUCAGCCAACUGAUCAGUCAAAAUAUUUGAAUGCUUACGUCGCAGCGGCAUAAGUUCUGGAAUUCUUCUUCUAAAAAAAUGUAGUUCAUGUCAUCGUUAUGGGAGCGUCUGCAAAAGGAUUAUGAUGUUGUUGUGAAUAACUCCAUCAAUGUUAGAUUAUGCGAAAUGCCAACGAUACAAGUCAGCCUUAAGUUACAUACACCAAUGUGUGGCUCGUUUACGCCAUCGCGUUUGUAAUUGACAUGAGAUUAACGAUGUCAAAUCUUUAGUGCAUGCCGACAAUAAAUGAAAAAAUGCACGUUAGUCUUUGUUUGUUUGUGAUUAAUGCAUUGGUGUAUGUUUCGACUAUUUCUGAAUUACACAAUUUGACAACUCGUGUCUAAUUAAGACAACAAAUCUUUCGUCCAAAUUAUUGUAACCAUGAUUAAUUUCAGCUGAAAGUGACGCCAUAAUGGUUCAAGAAAGGGAAAUCAAUGUAUUUAUUCGACGUUAUUCUCAUUUUAUACUCACGUUAUUCUUAGGAUUAUCUAGUUUUUGGGAUCUUGUUUAUUUAAUACUUGAAAAUUUUCAUUGUAUAAUCUAGUGUCAGUCGUUGUCAAUUGUAUUCAAUUAAAAAAUUUGCCAUUUGUUGCAUCCGUCCGUUUUCUACUUCAACUUUGAAUGAAUUCGUAAAUUAUUUUCUGGAUUUUCUUGAUUUUGGUCUUAAAAUAUUUGCAUGGACAGGCGGACCCAUAAAUUUUUUGCAUAUUUUAUGAUCCUGUGAACAGCUGUGUACUCCAGUAUAUGUCGGGGCAGCGUACUGCCAUCCAUCAAAAAAUUUUAUUUAUGACAAUAGCAACGUCAGAAGGCUUGUAAAUAUAAGAAAAUGUAUAUAAUUCAACAAUCAAAACCUAGACAUUCAAAUCCCUAAGAUUUAUCAUUCUUGCUAAUGCAAAUGUGUAUGACAUUUACGCGAUGGACAUGCUUACAGUUAUACGUUUAUUUAAUUUUAUUAUUGUAACAAAUAAAUAUGUAGGGUUACAUAAUAAUGGGUAAAUUCUGUCAUUUGCUCUAAUGCAGAUUGAAUCGGUGAUUGAAUCGUAAUAUAUUUCGGUUCUUGUAUAAAUAAUAUAUACUUAGAUUUUUGACGUGUACCAUCAUUUUUUAAGGUUUAACAUUUAAGGAUGAUCUCAACAACUAUUUUGACAACACCUUAAAAUCUGCCUUACGUAGAUACUAACUAUCAACAACUUCCGACAAGAAGUCUACCUAUCACACAUCUUGGAUUUUAUUAACCCGUGAGAUCGUUUCCAUAGCAACAUAUUAUGGAGCAAAUUUGCAACUACAUUACCAACGGAAACAAAAUAUAUCAUCAUACAAUUACUUACCCCCAUACUCUUUAGCGUUAGUGACCUUAAUGAAGAAAGCGUAAAAGCAAACCCUGUCAAAAAUCGGGUAUAGCUAUGAAAUGAAUUACCGAACGUGUAGAGUGUUUUGGCCAAAUCUAAGUAAAUACCAAUAUUCCAAUAUGCAUGUUAGCAAAUUUACGGAAAUAAAAUUUUUGUUAAUUGGUA